Molecule: messenger RNA, 876 nt
Organism: Aethina tumida (small hive beetle)
Lineage: Eukaryota; Metazoa; Arthropoda; Insecta; Coleoptera; Nitidulidae
Product: serine protease 7-like
Exons: 7
Coding region: 1-876 (291 amino acids)
Biological process (GO): proteolysis
Molecular function (GO): serine-type endopeptidase activity
Source: RefSeq, a predicted model, not a curated record
AUGAAACUAAAUUUGUUUGUCCUGGUGUUAAUUAUAUUCGAGGUGUCCGCAAAAUUAAACAAAACAGGAGAAAAAGGAAUAUUCGAUUUCUUGUUUAACGGGUGCAAAAAAUGCAAAUGUGGAAUUCCCAAUCGUGACUCCCGUCUUUUGGGUGGCGAAUAUUUAAGAACGUACGAAUUUCCAUGGAUGAGCAUAAUUAAUUACAGAGGUAGCGUUUCCCCUGGGGUACUUAUUAACGACCGCUAUGUUUUAACAGCCGCUAAUCAAGUUAUUGGGCUGUCCCCACUCGACAUGAAAGUGACUCUUGGGGCUUUUGAUAGAUGUUUUCCGGAUCAAAAGUCUACCAACGUAAGCGUUGAUAAAAUUAUUGUGAAUCCCGCUUUCAGUCCAGGAAAUAGAGCCAACGACUUGGCACUAAUACGACUUAGUAGCACAGUUGUUUUUGAACAAAGUAUAUCACCUAUUUGUUUAUCCGCCCCCGGUUUUAAUUAUUUGGGACAAGUAGCAACUGUGGUAGGUUGGGCGGAAGCCCAAACAGUGGAAGGACCCGUUAUCGCAUCUUGCAGGCCAAGAAAAAGUGGUCUUCCAGUUUUGGGACAUGAUGAAUGUUUAGGAACUGCUGCUGAUCCACAAUAUUACAGUGCAGAUAAAGGAUGUGUUGGAGUUAUUGGUGCUCCAAGCGUUGUUUGCAAUAUUGAUGGUGGAGGACCAGUUAUGUAUCGUUCGCAUGCUGGGGUGUACGAACUCAUUGGAGUACUGUCUGAUCAAAAUGAUUGUAGUCCAAGACCAAGUACAGCUUUAUAUACCAACAUCAACCAACAUUUACAGUGGAUAACUGAAAACACCAAAGAUGCAUGUUACUGCUACAAAACAUGA